Molecule: messenger RNA, 887 nt
Organism: Ahaetulla prasina
Lineage: Eukaryota; Metazoa; Chordata; Lepidosauria; Squamata; Colubridae
Gene: MYL6
Product: myosin light chain 6
Exons: 7
Coding region: 95-748 (217 amino acids)
Cellular component (GO): myosin II complex
Molecular function (GO): calcium ion binding; structural constituent of muscle
Source: RefSeq, a predicted model, not a curated record
UGACCCAGGACAGAAAGAGCGUGAGCUUUGGGACCUCACCUACGCGUGCUGUUCCUGCUGCUGGCUGUGCCUCGCAAGGAGACUCCCCGGCAGCAUGGCCCCCAAGAAGGACUUCCCUGUGAAGCGGCCGGUAGCCCCACCUGCCAAACCAGCAGCUAAACCAGCUGGGCCAAAGCCAGGAUUCCUGGCAGGUAAAAGCAAAGUGCCAGAAACAGCACCGGCACCAACAGCACCGGCACCAGAGAAGCCCAAGGAGCCGCCCAAGGAGCCGCCCAUCGACCUUUCCAAAGUGGUGAUUGAGUUCACCAAAGAGCAGUUGGAAGAGUUCAAGGAAGCUUUCCAGCUCUUUGACCGAACUGGUGAUGGCAAGAUCCUGUAUAGCCAGUGUGGAGAUGUGAUGAGGGCCCUGGGCCAGAAUCCCACCAAUGCUGAAGUCAUGAAAGUUCUGGGAAACCCUAAGAGCGAUGAAAUGAAUAUGAAAACGCUGAGUUUUGAACAGUUCUUGCCCAUGAUGCAAACCAUCGCCAAGAAUAAGGAUCAGGGCUGCUUUGAAGAUUACGUGGAAGGAUUGAGGGUUUUCGACAAGGAGGGAAACGGCACAGUUAUGGGAGCAGAGAUCCGCCAUGUUCUUGUCACCCUAGGGGAGAAGAUGACCGAAGAAGAGGUAGAGAUGCUUGUGGCCGGCCAUGAAGACAGUAAUGGCUGCAUCAACUACGAAGCAUUUGUGAGACACAUCUUAUCAGGGUGAAUUCAAAUGGGAGUUGGUGCGGAUGGUCCUCAGCGGCUGAAGAUGACCUCCGGCUUCUUCUCCGAAACCUUCCUCCAGUUUAUCCAUCACAUGAUUGUGCCUUUUUACCUAUGUAUAAAACUGCUUUUGGUUCCCUCUU